This is a messenger RNA of Carlito syrichta (Philippine tarsier), 1191 nucleotides long. It is a transcript of the gene NOCT, whose product is annotated as nocturnin. NCBI's taxonomy places the organism in Eukaryota, Metazoa, Chordata, Mammalia, Primates, Tarsiidae. Bases 1 to 1104 code for a protein of 367 amino acids. The record is from RefSeq and is a predicted model, not a curated record. The transcript has 3 exons. Gene Ontology annotation, biological process: circadian rhythm. Gene Ontology annotation, molecular function: poly(A)-specific ribonuclease activity.
AUGCGCCGUUCACAGGGCGCGGCGGCCCCGGCGCCUGGCGGGACGCGCCCGCGUCUGCGCUCCGUCCAAGCGGAGCUGGCGGGCCUCGCGGAGCGCAGUGGGCUGCUUUCACGAGAGCUGGCCGGCGGAGACGCUGCCUUCUCCUUGGUGCACGAUGGGGUCGGGGUGGAUGAGAGGACCCGGCCCGCAGCCUCCGUGACUGGGCUGGUCCCCGGGCCGAUGUGGGCUUUCUCACUCGGGCUCUCCGCGGGCCAGUCGUCAAGUUCCGCCCUCGGCGAAGGCAAGGACAACUUCGUCCAGUGCCCGGUGGAGGCGCUCAGGUGGGAGGAGAGGAAGUGCCUCAUCCUGGAGGAGUUCCUGGCCUACCAGCCGGACAUCCUGUGCCUGCAGGAGGUGGACCACUACUUCGACACCUUCCAUCCCCUCCUCAGCAGGCUGGGCUACCAGGGCACGUUCUUCCCCAAGCCCUGGUCCCCCUGCCUGGAUGUGGCGCACAACAACGGCCCCGACGGCUGUGCCCUGUUCUUCCUCCAGAGCCGCUUCAAGCUGGUCAGCAGCGCCAACAUCAGGCUGACGGCCAUGACGCUGAAGACCAACCAGGUGGCCAUCGCACAGACCCUGGAGUGCAGGGCGUCGGGCCGCCGGCUCUGCAUCGCCGUCACCCACCUGAAGGCCCGCACGGGCUGGGAGCGCUUCCGCUCGGCCCAGGGCUGCGACCUCCUCCAGAACCUGCAGAGCAUCACGCAGGGCGCCAAGAUCCCCCUCAUCGUCUGCGGGGACUUCAACGCGGAGCCCACCGAGGAGGUCUACCGGCGCUUCGCCGCCUCCAGCCUCGACCUCAACAGCGCCUACAAGCUGCUGAGCGCCGACGGGCAGUCGGAGCCGCCCUACACCACCUGGAAGAUCCGGACCUCGGGCGAGUGCCGGCACACCCUGGACUACAUCUGGUACUCGCAGCGGGCGCUGAGCGUGCGCUCGGCGCUGGGCCUGCUCACCGAGGAGCAGAUCGGGCCCGGCCGGCUCCCGUCCUUCAGCUACCCCUCGGACCACCUGUCUCUGGUGUGCGACUUCAGCUUCAACGAGGAGCCCGGCGCCCUCUCGUGAGCGCCCUCUUUCCGGCCAGGGGCGCGUCGGGAAGCGGACCCGGGACAGGAAGGGGCCGGGGAAGGACAGAGACUGGCCAGCGCCGGC